Messenger RNA from Elephantulus edwardii (Cape elephant shrew), 4203 nucleotides. It is a transcript of the gene CLSPN, whose product is annotated as claspin. The record is from RefSeq and is a predicted model, not a curated record. The transcript has 25 exons. Bases 1 to 4203 code for a protein of 1400 amino acids. Gene Ontology annotation, molecular function: anaphase-promoting complex binding. NCBI's taxonomy places the organism in Eukaryota, Metazoa, Chordata, Mammalia, Macroscelidea, Macroscelididae. Gene Ontology annotation, biological process: mitotic DNA replication checkpoint signaling; mitotic G2 DNA damage checkpoint signaling; activation of protein kinase activity.
AUGCACCACGCCAGUCCCAGUGGCCCCCUCGGACUCGGUCCUGGGGGUUCGGGGCUUCACUCGCACCAGGGCCUCCGCUCUUCGGCUCCGCUGACUGUGUUUCUGUCAAAGUUUGGGGCAAGCGCCUCCUAUUCGUUUGUCACAAUUGCCCUACCCUUUGGCGCGUUUCCUGUUGCUGGACCCCUUCCUGCUACCCAAACCAACCCAUUACUAGAGUUUAUUCCGGUUCACUAUGACCCAGUUCUCCUAGAAAUCCAUGAUCCAAAACUCACUCCACAGGAAGAAGCAAAUAGUCUUUCAGACAGUGGACAAGGAAGCUGUGAAACAGUUGAGACCUUGGAUGAAAGAGACUCAGAUGAAGAGAUUUUUGUGAGUAAGAAAGUGAAAAACAAGAAAGUGCUACAAGACAGUGAUUCAGAAACAGAGAACGUAAAUGCCUUCCCAGAGAAAACUGCCUAUGACAAUGCAGAGGAAGAAAAUAAAGAGAAUUUAUAUGCUGGCAAGAAUGGAAAAGUUAAAAGGAUUUCUAAAACUCUGGCUGACAGUGAUGAGAGUGACACUGAAGAGUCUUUCCAUCAGAAAAAUACCGAGCCUUGCUCAGAGCUGGAUCUCCAAUCUGAAAAAUCUGUGGACUUGACAGUUGACAAAAAGAUUUCCAAAAAAUCCAUACGUAACAAAGAAGGAACUGGGGGAAAAGCAAAAGUAAAAUCAAAGAGAAGACUUGAGAAAGAGGAAAGAAAGAUGGAAAAAAUUAGGCAGUUGAAAAAGAAGGAAACAAAAUAUCAGGAAGACGAUGUGGAACAGCCAUUGAAUGACAGUGGUUGUCUUCUUGUGGAUAAAGAUUUGUUUGAAACUGGAUUGGAGGAAGAAAAUAACUCUCCAUUAGAAGAUGAAGAGUCUUUGGAAUCAAUAAGAGCCGCUGUGAAAAACAAAGUUAAAAAGCACAAGAAAAAGGACCCGUCUUCAGAGAGUGGGUUUUGUUCAUUUGAAGAAGAACAUGGGUUAUCAGAAGGCUCUGUGAGGAAGGAAAGGAAAGCAGCCAAGUUGAGUAAAGAAGCAUUAAAAAAACUGCAUAGUGAGACGCAGCGCCUUAUUCGAGAGUCUGCACUUAAUCUUCCAUAUCAUGUGCCUGAGAAUAAAACCAUUCAUGAUUUCUACAAACGUAAACCCCGGCCCGUGGGCCAGGGAAAUGCCAUGGCUCUGCUGAAGUCAUCCAAGUAUCAGCCAAGCCAUAACAAAGAAAUUAUAAAUACCACAAAUAAAACUGAAAUGAGCAGUGAUUCCCACAGCAAAAGUUCCAAGCAGGCAACAAGUAUAGACUCUGAAAUAGAAAUUAAUCCACUUCUGACAGCUUUAAAAGAACCUCAAAUCACCACUGGGUCAGAUAAACCUUGUAAGGAUUUGGUGGGAAAUGAAGAACUAGAAAUUCAGGAGAAACAGAAACAAAUGGAUUCUUUUGAAGGUAGUUCAUUGGAUCAGAAGGAAUCCAGCUUCCUAGAAACGAAAGACAGUGAGGAGUCUGAGGCUGGAGAGCUUGUGGUAUCUGAACUUCUUCCCCUGGAGGGAGGAGAAGAACUGAAAAAAACAGAAUCAGCAGAUUACACAGUGGAAGAAUCAAGGCCGCAAAUAAAAUCAGGCACAGUGCCACCAGAAAAAGUGAGACGGUUCACUCUGGAUAGACUGAAGCAACUGGGAGUAGAUGUUUCCAUCAAACCUCGCCUAGGUGCUAAUGACGAGUCCUUUGUGAUUCUUGAUGUACCUGAAACCAACAAAGAACUGGAAGCCUUGAAGCAGCGGUUCUGGAAGCAUGCUCAUCCAACAGCCAAACCCAAGACAAGUCAAAAAGUGAAUGUGAGCAUCAUCGUGAAAGAUAUGGGCAUAAAUGGAAAGGAAGAACUAAAGGCAGAUGUGGUGCCUGUCACUUUGGCAGCUGAAAAGCUGGAUGAAGCAACUCACACCAAGCCAGGUGAAAAGCUUCAAGUACUGAAAGCUAAAUUGCAGGAAGCCAUGAAACUCCGUAGACUUGAAGAGCGCCAAAAGCGCCAAGCAUUAUUUCAAUUAGAUAAUGAAGAUGGGUUUGAAGAAGAGGAAGAGGAGGAGGAAGAAGAAAUGACUGAUGAGUCUGAGGAAGAUGGAGAAGAGGAGCUAGAGGAAAAAGAGGAGGAGAAAGAAGAUGAAGAGGAGGAAGAAGAAGGCAAUCAGGAGAUUGCAGAAUUCCUUCUUAAUAGUGAAGAAACAGAAAUAAAAGAUGAUAAAGAAAUGGACAAAGAAAACCAUGAUGGCAGUAGUGAAAGUGGCAAGUCAGUUGGUCUGCUUUCUGUUCCCAAGCCUCUCUCUGAUUCCACUUUACUUCUAUUUAAGGACAACUCUUCUAGGAUGGGUUUCUUUGCUUCUGAAGAAAAGUCAGAAACAGAUGAAAACUUAGGUAAAAGGUCCAGCAAACUAGAUGAAGAUGAUUCAUGCUCAUUGCUGACAAAGGAGAGCAGCCACAAUAGCAGCUUUGAGUUGAUUGGUUCCACGAUUCCGUCCUAUCAACCUUGUAACAGACAACUAGGCCGUGGGACCGGCUUCUUCCCGACAUCAGGAGGGUUCAGAUCUCCUUCCCCUGGGUUAUUUCGAGCCAGUUUGGUCAGCUCAGCUUCUAAGAGUUCAGGGAAGCUGUCUGAGCCUUCACUUCCCAUAGAGGAUUCCCAGGAUCUGUAUAACGCCUCCCCAGAGCCUAAGACACUUUUCCUAGGAGCAGGAGACUCCCAGUUCUGUUUAGAAGAUGACACUCAGAGCCAACUGUUGGAUGCAGAUGGGUUCUUAAAUGUUAGGAACCACAGAAAUCAGUACCAGGCUUUAAAGCCUCGAUUGCCGUUAGCCAGUAUGGAUGAGAAUGCUAUGGAUGCUAACAUGGAUGAGCUGUUGGAUUUGUGCACUGGAAAGUUCACAUCUCAGACUGAAAAAUCACUUCCCAGCAAGAAUGACAAGGAAGAGAACAUGGAGGAGCUUCUGAAUCUUUGUUCAGGAAAAUUCACUUCUCAGGAAUCUUCAACUCUGGCUCCUUCGGAGUUGAAUAAGCAGGAGAAGGAGAGCAGCACAGGCGAUCCAAUGGAAGAAGCACUUGCUCUUUGUUCAGGCUCCUUCCCAACAGACAGAGAAGAAGAAGGUGAAGAAGAGGAAUUUGGAGACUUUCAACUUGUCCCAAAUGAUAAUGAAUUUGAUAGUGAUGAGGAUCGCCACAGUGAUCACAAUGACUCUGAUAAUGAAGAUCUGGCACUAGGAGACCAGGAAGAAGAAGAUGAAGAAGAGCUCUUACAGCGAUCUGAGAAGUUUAGAAGGAAAAUGAGAUUGAAGAAAUACCUAGAAGAUGAGGCAGAGGUGUCAGGGAGUGAUGUGGGAAGUGAAGAUGAGUAUGAUGGGGAAGAUAUUGAUGAAUAUGAAGAGGAUGUAAUUGAUGAAGCACUUCCUUCUGAUGAGGAAUUACAGAAUCAAGUCAAGAAGAUACACAUGAAAACCAUGUUGGAUGAUGAUAAACGGCAGCUACGUUUGUAUCAAGAGAUGUACCUCGCUGAUGGGGACCUGCACAGUGAUGGUCCUGGGCGGAUGAGGAAGUUCCGAUGGAAGAACAUAGAUGAUGCUUCCCAGAUGGACUUGUUCCACAGAGACUCUGAUGAUGAUCAGAUUGAAGAACAGUUUGAUGAGACAGAAGCCAGGUGGAGAAAGGAGCGAAUUGAACGAGAGCAGUGGCUUCGGGACCAGGCACAACAGGGGAAAAUUACAGCUGAAGAAGAAGAAAUUGGAGAAGACAGUCAGUUUAUGAUGCUGGCCAAAAAAGUUACAGCUAAAGCUCUUCAGAAGAGUGCCAAUCGAACUGUGGUUGUUCAGGAAUCAAAGUCUUCACUCAGAAGCCCCUUUGAAGCCAUCAAACCAAGAAGUACUCACCAGCGAAAGACAGGCUCCUUGCUCAAUCAGCCCAAAGCUGUGCUUCAGAAACUGGCUGCCCUCUCUGACCUCAACCCCACUACUCCCCGAAAUUCAAGAAAUUUUGUCUUCCAUAUACUUUCUCCUAGCAAGGCUGAAGCAAAAAAAGAAUCUCCUAAGCCUCAGAUGAAGAGACGAGGUCCAUUGUUAGUCACAUCUCCUUCAUCAAAGCGCCUCAAAACAGAUGAUAGCACUUCGGAAUUGAAACGAAGCAUUUUCAGAUAUUUGGAAAGCUAA